Manduca sexta (tobacco hornworm) is the source of this 508-nucleotide messenger RNA. It is a transcript of the gene cype, whose product is annotated as cytochrome c oxidase subunit 6C-like. The coding region runs from base 201 to 431 and encodes 76 amino acids. Lineage: Eukaryota; Metazoa; Arthropoda; Insecta; Lepidoptera; Sphingidae. The transcript has 3 exons. The record is from RefSeq and is a predicted model, not a curated record.
ACGAAAUAAGUUUUGAGAACUGAAAUCAAUACCAAGCUGCUAGAUUGUCAUUGGUCAAAAUAGUUAUCUGUAACAUAAAACAGCCAAUGAACGAGCAAGAAAUUGUUAUCAUUGACAGCACUGCGCGCAGUGUAACAGUCUGAUUUUACACUUGCUGUGAUCGUGCCUAUCGUGAUUUUCGUGGAAAAUCCUAAAUAAAUAUGGCUGGUGAAGUAUCCACUGUUGCGAAGCCCCAGAUGCGUGGCCUCCUCAACGCUGUGAUCAAGCGUAACCUGAUUGUGGCUCUUACUCUCGCGGGCAUCUCUGGCUUUGCCUUCAAGCAGCUCGUCGGCAAUGAACGCAAGAGGAAGUACGCAGAGUUCUACAGAAACUACGAUGCGGAGAAGGAAUUCGAGGAGAUGAGGCAGAAGGGCCUGUUCCAGUCGUGCUAGAGCGUGGCGCCGUAGUGUAGUAUUAUUGCUGUGAAUAUGUUAAUUUAAAUGAACAAUUAAAUAAUGCCGAUAACGUA